AAAUUCCAAUUUUACCCUCUAGGGUUCGAAGGAAGCGAUCUGAUAUCAAGGUAACGCGGGCCUCCGUUCCUCUCCGCCGCCGCCGUAGUCGUUCCCCUCUCGCAGAGGUCCUGGUCUGAGGCAGGCAAGAGAAGCUCGUUUAAACAAUGAGCAAGUUGCAGAGUGACGUCCUGAGGGAAGCAAUCUCCCAGGUUGUUGGUGAUUCUCGGGAGAAAAAGCGUAAAUUCACUGAAACAGUAGAGUUACAAAUUGGGCUGAAAAAUUAUGACCCUCAAAAGGACAAGAGGUUCAGUGGGUCUGUGAAAUUACCCCAUAUUCCUCGUCCCAAAAUGAAGGUGUGCAUGCUUGGGGAUGCUCAACAUGUCGAGGAGGCAGAGAAGAUAGGACUGGACUACAUGGAUGUUGAAGGUUUAAAAAAGAUGAACAAGAAUAAGAAGCUGGUUAAGAAACUUGCUAAGAAGUACCAUGCUUUCCUAGCGUCGGAGGCUAUCAUCAAACAAAUCCCUCGGCUCCUUGGACCUGGUCUUAACAAGGCAGGGAAGUUUCCCACAUUGGUUACUCACCAGGAAUCAUUGGAGUCGAAGGUUAAUGAGACAAAAGCGAUGGUGAAAUUUCAACUCAAGAAAGUUCUUUGCAUGGGUGUUGCAGUGGGAAAUUGCGGGAUGGAGGAGAAGCAGAUCUUUCAGAACGUUCAGCUCAGCGUGAAUUUUCUUGUGUCCUUGCUGAAGAAGAAUUGGCAAAACGUGAGGUGCUUGUACCUGAAGAGCACCAUGGGGAAGCCAUACCGAGUGUUCUAACUGGCUGCUGGUGAUGGUUGAUGAAAUGGAAGUUCUACGCUAUUUGAUUUAUCAAGCAGCAAUGAAGAAAACUGAGAAUACCAAUCAAAAUUUUGCUUAUCAAGCAAUGCAGAAAGAUGGGAGUGUUUGAACACCAUCAAAGUGUGUUCUUAAUGUCUUGACAGACUUUGUGCAUCUGAUGCUUUCUUGUGGAUUUUUCUGGCUUCUCUGUGUAUCAUUAUUCCCUACUGAACCAUUAGUUUGUGUGUUAUCCCAUGAAAGUGGAACGAUAUUAACUUUA
This is a messenger RNA of Musa acuminata subsp. malaccensis (wild Malaysian banana), 1077 nucleotides long. RefSeq names its product large ribosomal subunit protein uL1. Gene Ontology annotation, molecular function: RNA binding; structural constituent of ribosome. Gene Ontology annotation, cellular component: cytosolic large ribosomal subunit. The record is from RefSeq and is a predicted model, not a curated record. NCBI's taxonomy places the organism in Eukaryota, Viridiplantae, Streptophyta, Magnoliopsida, Zingiberales, Musaceae. Gene Ontology annotation, biological process: translation; maturation of LSU-rRNA.